Molecule: messenger RNA, 1399 nt
Organism: Chaetomium strumarium
Lineage: Eukaryota; Fungi; Ascomycota; Sordariomycetes; Sordariales; Chaetomiaceae
Exons: 5
Coding region: 55-1161 (368 amino acids)
Biological process (GO): regulation of transcription by RNA polymerase II
Molecular function (GO): DNA-binding transcription activator activity, RNA polymerase II-specific; zinc ion binding
Source: RefSeq, a predicted model, not a curated record
UCAUGCAACCCGAUUUCCAGGAAACGUCGGUUCCCAGCCUCAACCGCAACAGACAUGGCCGGCACAAAACGCAAGGCACACCACAAAAGUCGCUUAGGCUGUAAGAACUGCAAGGCCCGGAAAGUCAAGUGCGAUGAGAACAAGCCGUCAUGUUCAAACUGCGUUAGGCGCCAAGUAGAGUGUGAUUUUUCCCCAAUGGGAACUCCCCAGCCGCCGCCCGUGUCUCCCGGGGGCCUCAAUAUGACGGAUUUGGAGCUGCUGCAUCAUUACACCACCGCCACGUACCGGACCUUGGUAGAAAGCCCAACGGUGAGGGAGUUCUACAGGAAGACGGUCGUGCAGGUGGGGCUCAGCUGCGACUACAUCAUGAGGGCCAUACUAGCUGUGUCCAGUCUGCACCUCGCCCAUCACCGUCCACAAGGGCGAGACCACUACCAGGCCGUGGCCAUCGCCCACCACCAGGCCGCGUCGCAGGCCGCCAUGCCGCUCAUCUCGGACGCGACGCCUGAGAACGCGCAGAUGCUUUUCCUGUUCUCCGUCCUGACGACUUAUUAUUCUCUGGGGUGGCCGCGCAAACCCGGUGAUGUCCUCCCUCGCGCGAACUCGGGGUUCCCCGACUGGGUGUAUCUUGUACGCGGGACGAAGGGCUUCAUCGACCUGGCAGGCGUGCCGAGUGAGGGGCCGCUGGCGCCGUUGUUCGCGCACUCGAUCAGCCGCUUCAUGCUGCGGGAAGGGCCGGAGGCGGCCGACUCGUCGGCGCACCCGGCGCUGGCGCACCUCGCCGAGGCCUUUGCGCAGCGGCCGCUGGAGCCGGGCCUGCGCCAGAUCUACGGGACGGCGCUGCAGGAGCUGAAGAAGUCGUUCGGCCAGGCGCAGGCGUGCGCGCCGCAGUACGAGAUGACGGACGCCUUCACGUGGCUCUUCCUGAUCGCCGAGGACCUGCUGCCGCUGCUGCGGACGCCGACGCAGGAGGCCGUCGCCAUCUUUGCCUUCUUCUGCGUGCUGCUCAAGAAACUCGAGGGCCACUGGUGGAUGCAGGACUGGGGCCGGCACCUCAUUGCUCACGCGUACGGGCUGCUGGACGAGGAGGGUCGCCUGUUGGUUCGCUGGGCGGUGGAGGAGACUGGCUGGGUGCCGCCGUCCGCCAUGGAACGCUUCUGAGGUAACGGAGGCUUCUUGCGUGUCUUGUCUGUGUAUUUAUUAAAUGUAUCCUUGGUCAAAACCGAUUCGCUUUUCAUCGUAGGCACUCAGGUCACGCAAGGAAAAGGCAAUGGGACGAAGAAAAAGCAGUGGCAAAGGAAGAAAACAGUAAAGAGGCAAAUGUAUAUAAUUCUAAAUAGUACAUAGGUAGGGAGGUGCAUUGAUCUGUCUAGAGCAUGUAAGGUAGGGAAUUAUUACA